This is a messenger RNA of Monodelphis domestica (gray short-tailed opossum), 3439 nucleotides long. RefSeq lists its product as uncharacterized. The record is from RefSeq and is a predicted model, not a curated record. NCBI's taxonomy places the organism in Eukaryota, Metazoa, Chordata, Mammalia, Didelphimorphia, Didelphidae. Gene Ontology annotation, biological process: regulation of transcription by RNA polymerase II. Gene Ontology annotation, molecular function: DNA-binding transcription factor activity, RNA polymerase II-specific; RNA polymerase II cis-regulatory region sequence-specific DNA binding.
UGUUUCCUCCCGGAAGUCAAGCUCUUCCAGAUUUCUCCAGAUUUAAGUUUGCUGCUGCCUCGGACGCUGGUACUUGGGGUGUGGCACCUUCCUGCUUCAGGCAACCAAGCAGUGAAGGAGGAAGAGUGAGUAGGCUUCGAGAGACGGGAAAAGCUUCGGGCGCCAAGCUUCUAUUCGCACUUUCUUCUCGAAGCCGCCCUGAGAGCAAGGUUCAUCAUAGUCAAGAUUCAAUACCCAGAAUAUUGAAGUUUAAGCAUCAACCAUGAAAUGAAAAAUUUCCCCAAUGUACAACAGAGAGACCAGUCCUCCUAGUGCUCAUGGUUCUCUUCUCUUCUCCAGCUCUGAUUUCUGAAGACUCUGACCUUUUCCAGGCAGUGGGAGCAUUGAGGCAGGGGAAUGGCCCCUAUACACCUGCCCAAUAAGGAUUAUCAGGAAUCAGUAACAUUCAAGGAUGUGGUUGUGGACUUCACCCCAGAGGAGUGGAGGCACCUGCAUCCCUCUCAGAAGGUGCUCUACUGGGAUGUGAUGCUGGAGAACUACCAGAACCUGGUCUGGCUGGGACUAGCAGUUUCCAAACCAGACAUGAUUGACAAGUUGGAGCGAGGGGAAGUGGUUGGAAUGUCAGAGGGAGAUGGCUCAAGCAGUACUUGUCCAGAUUGGGACACUGAGCCUAAAACCAAGGAAUUCAUUCAAAAGAUUGCUCUCUCCAUUGAAGAGCCAUUCCAAGAAAGAAUUCAAGAUGGUAAUUUUCAUGUCUCCAAGUCUGGUGAAGCCUGGAAAUGUGUUUUAUUAGGGAAACAGCAGAGCACUGAGGAGAAACUUUUGGGACAUGUACAAAUCUUGGAAAUGAUGACUCCCAAUCAAGUAAAAGAACAUGAAGAUAAAAAAUAUAAUGAAGGCUUUUGCCAAAGAGCAAGCCUUUUCCCACAACAUAAGAUGCCUCUUGGAAGGAAUCUUCUUCAUCAGUCUGAUAUAGAGCAAAGAAGAGUCAGAUUGUGUUCAUACCUGAAUGAACAGACAAGAAUUUCCUUAAAGAAGAUGUUUUCUAGGUAUAAAGAGUAUGAGAAAUUAUUCAGUUAUGAAUCAGACCUUAAUGAAAAUCAUAGUCAUCAGAGUGGAGAGAAAGCACAUUUAAAGAAUGAAUGUGGUCAGACUUUCUCCAGUAGCAUAAACAUCACUCAGAAUCAGAGAAUUCAUAAUGUAGAAAAAUAUUAUAAAUGUAAUAAAUGUGGGAAAGCUUUUAGCCAGAAGAUAGAGUUUAUCAGACAUCAGAGAAUUCAUAUUAGAGAAAAACCAUAUGCAUGUAAUGAGUAUAAAAAGGUCUGCCCACAGAAAACUGACCUUACUAUCCAUCAUAGAAUUCAUACUGGAGAAAAACCUCAUGAAAGUAAUGAAUGUGGUCAAGCCUUCAAACUGAAGAGAACACAUAUUGAAAAUCAGAAUAUUCUUGUGGGCAAAAAACCAUUUGAAUGCAAUGAAUGUGGAAAAGCCUUUAGUCAGAAGGCAGGACUUAAUGGACAUCAGAACAUUCAUACAGGAAAGAACACUUACAAAUGUAAUGAAUGUGGAAAGAACUUUAGUCAAAAUUCAGGACUUAUCUACCAUCUGAGAAUUCAUACAGGAGAGAAACUUUUCAAAUGUGACGAAUGUGGGAAAGCCUUUAAUAAGAAAAUAGGACUUAGGAGUCAUCAGAAAAUUCAUUCUGGAGAGAAACCAUAUCAAUGUAAUGAAUGUGGGAAGGCCUUUAGUCAUAAGGCAGGACUUACUUGCCAUGAGAAAAUUCAUACUGGAGAGAAACCAUAUCAAUGUAAUAAAUGUGGUAAGGCUUUCAGCAGAAAAUCUGUUCUUACUGAUCAUCAGAAAAGUCAUACAGGAGAAAAACCUUAUCAGUGUAAUGAAUGUGGGAAAGCUUUCACCAGGAGGACUAUCCUUACUCAACAUCAGAAAAUUCAUACUGGAGAGAAACCUUAUAAAUGUAAUGAGUGUGGGAAAGCCUUCAGUCAGAAAAUAGGACUGACAUGCCAUCAGAAUAUUCAUACUGGAGAGAAGCCUUAUGAAUGUAAUGAUUGUGGUAAAGCCUUCACUCAAAAGACAGGACUCACAAGACAUCAGAAAAUUCAUACUGGAGAGAAACCAUAUCAGUGUAAUGAAUGUGGGAAGGCCUUUAAUCAGAAGAGAACACUUACUGAACAUCAAAAUAUUCAUACUGGUGAGAAACCUUAUGAAUGUAAUGAAUGUGGGAAAGCUUUCAAUCAGAAGAACACACUUAUUGAACAUCAGAAUAUUCAUACUGGAGAGAAACCUUAUGAAUGUAAUGAAUGUGGGAAGGCCUUCAAUCAGAAGAAAAAACUUACUAAGCACCAGUAUAUUCACACUGGAGAGAAACCUUAUGAAUGUAAAGAAUGUGGGAAAGCCUUUAGUCAGAAGAGAACACUUAUUGAACACCAAAAUAUUCAUACGGGGGAGAAACCUUAUGGAUGUAAUGAAUGUGGGAAAGCCUUUAGUCAGAAAACAGGACUUACUAAACAUCAGAAAUGUCAUACAGGAGAAAAACCUUAUCAGUGUAAUGAAUGUGGGAAAGCUUUCACCAGUAGAACUAUCCUUACUCAGCAUCAGAAAAUUCAUACUGGAGAGAAACCUUUUAAAUGUAAUGAAUGUGGGAAAUCCUUCAGUCAGAAAAUAGGACUGACAUGCCAUCAGAAUAUUCACACUGGAGAGAAGCCUUAUGAAUGUAAUGAUUGUGGUAAAGCCUUCACUCAAAAGACAGGACUCACAAGACAUCAGAAAAUUCAUACUGGAGAGAAACCAUAUCAAUGUAAUGAAUGUGGGAAGGCCUUUAAUCGGAAGAAAACACUUACUGAACAUCAAAAUAUUCAUACUGGUGAGAAACCUUAUGAAUGUAAUGAAUGUGGGAAAGCUUUCAAUCAGAAAAACACACUUAUUGAACAUCAGAAUAUUCAUACUGGAGAGAAACCUUAUGAAUGUAAUGAAUGUGGAAAAGCCUUCAAUCAGAAGAAAAGACUGACUAAGCAUCAGUACAUUCACACUGGAGAGAAACCUUAUGAAUGUAAAGAAUGUGGGAAAGCCUUUAGUCAGAAGAGAACACUUAUUAAACACCAAAAUAUUCAUACGGGGGGAGAAACCUUAUUGAUGUAAUGAAUGUGGGAAAGCCUUUGGUCAGAAAACAGGACUUACUAAACAUCAGAAAUGUCAUAGUGGAAAGGAACCAUAACAAUGUGGGAGGGCCUUCACCAGGAGGACAAGACUUACUUGACAUCAAAAAAUUCAUACCAGAGAAAAACCAUAUCAGUGUAAUCAGUGUGGGAAAGCUUUUAGCAGGAAGACAAUUCUUACUGAACAUCAGAAAACCCACAGGGGAGAGAUUUCUUCAGAAUGUAGGAAGGCCUUCAGUUGGAAAACAACCCUUGAACAUCAAAAA